ACGCUUUUUAGAAACGACGGCGAAUUUGCGGACGCUCCCCGGGCCAGUUCCUGCAAUGAGGACGCGUCUUUUUGGAGAGUAACAGAGCGGAUAUUAUACAUGAAUACGGAGCUCUCUGUAUUAUAUCUCCGAAAAGCAAAAGCGAAACUGUUAAAUGCAUCGUCGAGGAAGAAAUUAGCGAGUCACGACACCGCGCUCUCUGCAGAACAAGACGAGUUAUUAUAAAAACUAAACACGGGGUUUUAAAAACUGCGUUUGUUUUUUGAAAAACCGAGUUGUGUUUAAUUUGACCUAACUUUUUUUUUUUUUCUUAGAGUCAAAAAUACAAUAAUGUCUAAAAAAUCUGUACUUAAAGUGGGAAAUGAGAAUCGUCAAAAGGUAGAGACCUAUCGUCAGUCCCUGUUCACAGAGGCUGACAAUCUCUUCUCAUAUUUCAUACCUAAAAAGAUCUUGCAGCUGGAUUUGUUCCUUAAGGAGGAUGUUGUGAACGUUUCGGACCUCAGUCUGAUUCACGCCCCCCUCGAAAUCCCCAUCCCGGAUCCCCCAAAGCAGGAGGACGAGAUGGAAACUGACAAGGAGGACGAGAAGAAGAAAGAAGCUCCUAAGUGUGGCUUCAUCAAAGGCAAUGAGAAGAUGCUAGUGCUGCUGGAUCGUGUGAAGCCAGAGAUCAAGACCCUCAGAGAGACCUGCAUCCUGGUUGCAACUUGGAUUCAGCACAUGAUUCCUAAGAUUGAAGAUGGCAAUGAUUUUGGAGUUGCAAUUCAGGAGAAGAUUUUGGAACGUAUCGCCGCAGUGAAAACUAAAGUGGAAGGAUUUCAAACCUAUAUCUCCAAGUAUUAUUCAGAAAGAGGAGACGCUGUUGCCAAGGCUUCAAAGGAUACUCAUGUGAUGGAUUAUCGCUCCCUGGUUCAUGAGAAAGACGAGGCAGUGUACUCUGAGAUCCGAGUCAUUCUUAUGGAUAUCAGAGGCUUCUACGCGGAGCUUUAUGACAUCAUCAGCAAGAACGAAGACAAAGUGACCAAUCCGAAGGGAGAAGAGAAGCCAUCGAUGUACUGAGAGAGAGAGAGAGGGAUGGGCAAUGUUUAGUUGUUUAUUUUUUCACUUUGCUACCAACUUCACAAGUUUUAAUAGAAAACUGAUGGUCUUCAAAACCCAUCACAAAGUGACAGCACACACACAUCUUGCAUUUCUGCUAGUUUUUAGAUUUGAAAUCUCUAGGUGUGUGGAGGACUGUAGUCUGCCGUCAUUUAAGGUGUCCUGUUUAAAAAUAUCAAAAAUAAAAUUUGGAAAAAAAUAUG
Acipenser ruthenus (sterlet) is the source of this 1298-nucleotide messenger RNA. It is a transcript of the gene psme2, whose product is annotated as proteasome activator subunit 2. Gene Ontology annotation, biological process: positive regulation of endopeptidase activity; regulation of G1/S transition of mitotic cell cycle; regulation of proteasomal protein catabolic process. Lineage: Eukaryota; Metazoa; Chordata; Actinopteri; Acipenseriformes; Acipenseridae. The record is from RefSeq and is a predicted model, not a curated record. The transcript has 11 exons. Gene Ontology annotation, cellular component: proteasome activator complex; cytoplasm; nucleoplasm. Gene Ontology annotation, molecular function: endopeptidase activator activity. Bases 331 to 1056 code for a protein of 241 amino acids.